AUGGAGACUAUCAGAAACACGAUCGCAGAGAACUUGGGCGGUCCUGCCCAUGCUCUUGCUUCCCCAGAGAACAGCUUCAGUUUGGAUGAAGUGCCAGACCUCAGCGGCAAGGUUGCUGUUGUCACCGGCGGCAGCGAAGGUAUCGGAUUUGGAUGCACCCACACCCUGCUCUCGAAGAACAUCUCCAAGCUUUUCGUCACCUCCAUGAGACAAGAGGUCGCCGACGAAGCCUUGAACGCAAUCGAGGAAGAGUUUGGACCCGAGGCACGCAAGAAGUUCAUCUGGAAGCAAUGUGAUCUUGCCGACUGGGUGCAGACCGGCAAGGUCGCUGCAGAGAUCGCCUCGCAAACCGACAGAAUCGAUAUCCUCAUCAACAACGCCGGCCGUGGAAUAAUGACCAGACAAUUGAACAAGGAUGGCAUCGAUCUUCACCUGGCCACCAACCACUUCGGCCACGUUGUCUUGACCAGCCACUUGCUUCCCACGAUCAAGGAGACCGCCGACAAGGGCAACAAAGUCCGCAUCGUCUGCGUUUCUUCCAAUCUGCACGCCCAGGCUCCUAGCGAGACUGAGUUUGCAUCUGUUGCCGAACUGAACAAGGACUACGGACCUCAACCUCAGUACGGACGUAGCAAGUUGGCCAACCUCUUGUAUGCCAAGUGGCUGGACCAGCACCUCAAGACCGAGCACCCCAACAUCAUCGUCAAUGCUAUCCACCCUGGCAUUGUCGACACUGCACAAACAAAUGUCCACAUCCACGAGGCGUUCCCUCUUCUAGGCUACGGCAUGUCGGUUGGACUCAAGCCUUUCCGCAAGAGCCAGUUCGAGGGUUGCGUUUCGUCCAUGUAUGCCGCAACCGUGGCUCCUACUGGCGGCAACUACAUUGCCCCUCAGAAGGUUUACGAGACACCGAGUGAGAAGGGUCAGGACAUGGCUCUGGCAGACCGUCUCAUGAGACUGACAGCGGAGAUUGUCGAGUCCAAGACGAGAACGGAGAGUUCGGCCAAGGGAUGCCCUUUCAAGGAGGAUUAG
Messenger RNA from Aureobasidium namibiae CBS 147.97, 1032 nucleotides. Its product is annotated as retinol dehydrogenase 12. The transcript is spliced from 2 exons. NCBI's taxonomy places the organism in Eukaryota, Fungi, Ascomycota, Dothideomycetes, Dothideales, Saccotheciaceae. Bases 1 to 1032 code for a protein of 343 amino acids. The record is from RefSeq and is a predicted model, not a curated record.